Messenger RNA from Nanorana parkeri, 791 nucleotides. It is a transcript of the gene FKBP3, whose product is annotated as FK506 binding protein 3. The transcript has 7 exons. The record is from RefSeq and is a predicted model, not a curated record. Gene Ontology annotation, molecular function: peptidyl-prolyl cis-trans isomerase activity. NCBI's taxonomy places the organism in Eukaryota, Metazoa, Chordata, Amphibia, Anura, Dicroglossidae. The annotation marks the transcript as partial.
CCUGGGCUCUCCGUCUGCCUCACUGAACAUGGCGGCUGCGAGCAGAGCGAAGAACAACUUCACAGCGAUGAGCUGCCGAAGAAAGAUGUGAUCGCCUUCCUGCAGCAACACGGUUCGGAAUCGUUCCUGGCAGAACACAAGUUGCUCGGAAAUAUCAAAAAUGUGUCAAAAACCGCCAAGAAGGAUAAUCUGAUCGCCGCCUAUAACAAACUAUUCGAAACAAAGCGUUUCAAGGGAACUGACCGUACUGAAACUGUGGUAAAGCAAGUGAAAGAUCUUAAAAUCGAUGAUGAGAAUCCUGCCGAAACCAAGAUAGAGGAGGUGGUCGAUGAUGGUCCCCCAAAAUACACCAAGUCCAUCCUGAAGAAGGGAGAUAGAGUCACCUUUCCAAAGAAAGGUGACAAGGUGCAUUGUUGGUACACUGGGUCCUUGGAGGACGGAACAGUGUUUGACUCCAACAUAUCAACAAGUGCAAAGAAGAAGAAAGUUGGCAAGCCCUUGGCCUUUAAAGUCGGUGUUGGCAGAGUCAUCAGAGGUUGGGAUGAAGCUCUUCUCACCAUGACCAAGGGAGAAAAAGCCAAACUUGAAAUCGAGUCUGAAUGGGCCUAUGGCAGGAAGGGUCAGCCUGAUGCCAAAAUCCCACCCAAUGCCAAGCUGAUUUUUGAAGUGGAGCUGGUUGAUAUCGACUGAAAAUUUACAUCGGAGAUCUUUAACUACACCAGAAUGUGACUAAUAAAUGCUUUGUUUACAUAUCUGCUGCCAAAUACCAUGUAAAUAAAAUGGACACAUUG